This is a messenger RNA of Penicillium subrubescens, 718 nucleotides long. RefSeq names its product DUF3237 domain-containing protein. The transcript is spliced from 3 exons. The record is from RefSeq and is a predicted model, not a curated record. The coding region runs from base 72 to 551 and encodes 159 amino acids. Lineage: Eukaryota; Fungi; Ascomycota; Eurotiomycetes; Eurotiales; Aspergillaceae.
CAUCACCCCACGUUCUUCUUCUCUCGCAUACUCACAUAUCUCCCUCUUCUUGAACCUCACAAAUAUCCAAAAUGGAAACCCUUGCACCUCCACCAAAGUUAACCCAUCUCUUCACGCUGCGCUGCGCGGUAGAUCCGCCAAUGGAGAUUGGAAAUGGGCCUUACGGUCGGCGUCGCUGCGUACCGAUCAUGUCGGGAUCGGUGCGAGGACCGUACUUUAAUGGAGAGGUUGUUCCAGGAGGAGCGGAUUUUAUGCUCGUGGAAGAUAAUCAAACCACACAUGUCAACACCAACUAUGUGAUUAAAAGCGAUGACGGUGCGCUUCUGUAUAUUCGAACCGAAGGUACUCGAGCUGGACCUCCACAGGUGCUGAAAGCGUUGAUGGAAGGAGGACCCGUCGACCCCAGCAAGUACUGGUUCCAUCUCCAUGUGAAAAUCGAGACGGGACAUGAGAAGUAUAAGUGGAUGAAUGACCGAGUUAUCAUUGGGAGAGCUACUCGAGCCAAGGGAGAAGUCGCCUACGACGCAUAUUUCCUGGAGAAUGAUCCUUGAACACCGACGUCAUUCAUUCCCUCGAUCGUGGUGACUGGCCCGACUGCCAAGGCGUGAGAGUUCGGGUGAAGAAGAGAAACGCAGAGAGACCUGACCGAAAAGGUCCUUUCCUGGUAUGGGAUUGAUUUAUAGGGGUACUGUGUUGCGCUCGUCAAAUAGCCUAGGGC